Messenger RNA from Pipistrellus nathusii (Nathusius's pipistrelle), 1386 nucleotides. The record is from the annotation of a GenBank genome assembly. Lineage: Eukaryota; Metazoa; Chordata; Mammalia; Chiroptera; Vespertilionidae.
AUGUCUCGGGGGUUGGUGACGUUCAGAGAUGUGGCCAUUGACUUCUCCCCGGAGGAGUGGGCCUGGCUCCAGCCGGCUCAGCGAGACCUGUACCGGCACGUCAUGCUGGAGAACUACGGCCACCUGGUCUCCCUGGGUCUUCACAUUUCCAAGCCAGAUGUGGUUUCCUUACUGGAGCAAGGGAAAGAGCCCUGGCUGGGGAAAGAUGUCAAAACAGAUUUCUUUCCAGAGUCAAAUGGUGAUAUCAGGAAAUUUUCUCCAAAAGAUGUCAUAUAUGAAGAUGACUUAUCCCAGUAUUUGAUAAAGGAGAGGAAUCUGAACCAAGGCCCUGAACCCAGUUUUAAAGGAGGUUGGAAAUACGAGGAUGUUACUGAGAUGCUACAAAGAAGUCAGGGAUGUAUCAGGCAAGUGACAGUCUCUCAUCGAGAAGCCCUGACUCCACGUGGUGUCAGUACCGUGGAGAGGCCCUUUGGGUGCCAUGAAUGUGGGAAAACUUUCAGUCGGCGCUUUUCCCUGGUGUUGCAUCAGAGGACUCACACAGGAGAGAAGCCAUAUGUCUGUAAGGAAUGUGGCAAAACCUUUAGUCAGAUCUCAAACCUUGUGAAACAUCAGAUGAUACAUACUGGAAAGAAACCCCACGAGUGUAAGGACUGUAGUAAAACAUUCAGUUACCUUUCAUUCCUCAUUGAACACCAGAGGACACAUACUGGGGAGAAACCCUAUGAGUGUACUGAAUGUGGAAAGGCCUUUAGCCGUGCUUCAAACCUCACUCGACAUCAGCGAAUUCACAUGGGAAAGAAACAGUAUUUAUGUAGGAAAUGUGGGAAAGCCUUUAGCAGUGGUUCAGAACUCAUCCGUCACCAGAUUACCCACACUGGAGAGAAACCUUACGAAUGCACUGAAUGUGGGAAGGCGUUUCGCCGUUCUUCACACCUUACCCGACAUCAGAGCAUUCACACCACCAAAACCCCCUAUGAAUGUGCUGAAUGUAGGAAAGCCUUCCGUUGCCACUCCUUCCUUAUUAAACAUCAGAGAAUUCAUGCUGGAGAGAAGCUCUACGAAUGUGAUGAAUGUGGCAAAGUUUUCACUUGGCAUGCAUCCCUCAUACAACAUAUGAAAAUUCAUACCGGAGAAAAACCCUAUGCCUGUACUGGAUGUGACAAAACCUUUAGUCGGAGCUUUUCCCUCAUUCUACAUCAGAUAACUCAUACUGGGGAGAGGCCCUAUGUAUGUAAGGUGUGCAAUAAAUCCUUCAGCUGGAGCUCAAACCUUGCCAAACAUCAGAGAACGCACACUCUGGGGAAUCCCUGUGAAUAUGAAAAUUCAUUUAGUUUUCACUCAAUCCUUACUGAACACCAGGGAAUUCAUUCUGUUGAGAAAACCUAA